AUGGUCUUUACAGGUCCCUUCCGAGCCAACGCAUGCUGUGAUCGCUCCUUGCAGUGUGCAGAACGGAUCCCAGAGGCUGAGGCAGUACUCGACCUGCUGGAGAAAUGCCCAGAGCACCAAAAAAAGGGAUCUUUUCCCGUCAUAGUUUUUGAGGGGCUGGAUGCCACAGGCAAAACGACAGUGACCCAGGCUGUUAAGGACACCCUGAAUGGCAUCCUGCUGCGGUCCCCACCACCCUGCAUCAGCCAGUGGAGGACUGUAUUUGAUGACGAGCGAACACCCAUCAAAAGAGCAUUUUAUGCUGCCGGCAACUACAUUCUGGCUUCAGAGAUAGCAAAAGCAUCCACUCAGGCACCUGUGAUCAUAGACAGAUACUGGCACAGCACAGCUGCCUAUGCAAUUGCCACUGAAACAAGUGGGGAAGUCCAGGAUCUUCCACCAGCUCAAGAUGAGGUGUAUCAGUGGCCUGAAGAUCUGCUUAAACCUGAUCUUGUGCUUCUCCUGACUGUUGACCCUGAAGAACGAGUCCGGAGACUUCAGCAUCGGGGGCUGGAGAAAACAAAGGAGGAAGCUGAGUUGGAAGCUAACAGCUUGUUUCGCCAAAGAGUUGAAGAGUCAUACAGAAGGAUGGUGAAUCCUGCAUGCCAAGAGGUUGAUGCCAGUCCCUCCAAAGAAGAGGUUCUCAAGACUGUUCUACAACUAAUUAAGAAGCACUGUGUUUUUUGAAAGCAACUUUUGUGUAGUAGCACUUAAAAGAUACUUUUUAUUGCCCCACUGUUUUGGUACCUGAAAAUGUACAGUGAUUUGUUUUGUCUCACAGAAAUACUGAACACGGUUUUAUUCUGUCAACAGUAAUCUGUGCAGGUUAUCUGUUUUGUGGUUGCUACUCUACUUUUCUGUAUAAGGCAAAAUACAGAAAAGUAGUACUCACAUCAUUCAGCAUUCUUUGUAAAGAAACGGACAUACUACAGUCAUGCAUGAAGUGCCUCAGAGUGCUUUCUGACACCAGGACAUUUUGAGAUCCUAUCAUGUUGCAUCUUCUUCACCAGGAGAACCUAUUCCCCAAUCCAUUGUGUGCCAAAAUUUGCUGCACUGCAUCAGGAGCAUUAGAUGCCCAAGGAGAGGCUAAAAUAUCAUAAGCACUAAAACCAUAAAAUGAUUGUAACAUUUAGGAACAGAAAAUCCAGUGCCCAGUGUUGAGGGGUUUUUUUGGUAUAGAGGAUGUGCAGCUGGUGCUAUGAUGAGCAUCGUGGAAAAAAUGUGUUGUAAAAAAGUGCCAGUAAACACCAAGGGCUCUAAGUGAUAAAGUCCAAGCCUGUUUAUAUAUUCAAAUGAAAUAUCUAUAUAUAUGAAUAUUUUCAGAGGGAACCCAGACAAUGCCAGCAAAUGAGAAACAGAGACCCGAGGAGAACCGGAAACUAAAAACUUAAAAAUAAUCACUAUAAUAUUUUUUACCAAACUUUAUCCUAUUAAUAUUUGUUAAUGAGAACUAAUCUUCUUUUGAGAGAAUGUGAAAUGAAAAACCUCAGAGAUUCUGAGCAGUGGGAAUGAUUGCACCUUUUGAGUUCAUCUUUUCUUUCUUAUGUGGGUGUUCAAACAGGUUGAAUGUGAACGCAGAGACUUCAGGUCUGCAAAAGCUUAUUUUUAUGCACAUUAGUUGAACUCCUAAGUGUAAAACUAAACAUAUGGAUAAGCUUUUGUGAGGUCAGAAAUAAAGCUGCAGUUCCAGAAAAAAAACAUCUUAAAAUGUAAAUUUGAUUUAAAACACUUUUACUUACUUUCCUGUUUUAAGUGAGUGCAAUUAUCAAUGAAUCUGUCUUCUAAAUAAUAAUAUACUCAAUACUGUAGUUCCUGUGUCCAGUCUGUAUAUACAAGGUGAUAGAAAGAAAAACUUCUAAAAAAUACAUUUUAUUCAUGCACUGUUUAAUGGUUUUG
This is a messenger RNA of Melospiza georgiana, 1935 nucleotides long. RefSeq names its product cytidine/uridine monophosphate kinase 2 (gene CMPK2). The coding region runs from base 1 to 726 and encodes 241 amino acids. The transcript is spliced from 4 exons. Gene Ontology annotation, molecular function: dTMP kinase activity; ATP binding. The record is from RefSeq and is a predicted model, not a curated record. Gene Ontology annotation, biological process: dTDP biosynthetic process; dTTP biosynthetic process; dUDP biosynthetic process. Gene Ontology annotation, cellular component: cytoplasm; mitochondrion. Lineage: Eukaryota; Metazoa; Chordata; Aves; Passeriformes; Passerellidae.